This is a messenger RNA of Lolium perenne, 1326 nucleotides long. RefSeq lists its product as uncharacterized. NCBI's taxonomy places the organism in Eukaryota, Viridiplantae, Streptophyta, Magnoliopsida, Poales, Poaceae. The record is from RefSeq and is a predicted model, not a curated record.
AGAAACAGCUUUUACCCUAAAACCCAUCCCCUGUUCUUCGCUAAUCCCAUUCCCACGAACCCUCACUUCGCUGCGCAAUCACCUCGAGAGCGAGCUAGGGUUGCCCGUCCAGAUGGCCGUCGCCGACGGCGCCUUGAAGCCCUCACCGCCGCCACCGCCGCCCGCGCGGAUCAUCGUCGCGGUGCUGGCGUUCGUGCGCUUCAUCCUCGUUCCGGUGCUGGGGCUCGUGCGCGUCGUCCGCGUCGCGGGCAGAGCGCUCCCCUACCUGUGCUUCGCGGCUGCGUGGGUCAUCUCCGCGGGCUCGGCCGCCACGAUCGUCGCACGCCACGCCUGCCGCGAGGGCUCCGCCCCCCUCGUCUUCCUCGAGGCGUUCACGGACGCGGCUUUCAAGUUCUCCAUCUGCGGCAUCUGUAUCUUCCUCGCGCUCGCGGCCGUCCUGCUGUUCGGCCUGUGCCUGGUUGCAGUUCUAUCUGGAUCUGGUUCGAAGGUCAAGAAGAGCGCCUUUGGAGCAAUCAGGAAGGGGUCAACUCGGGGUUUGUCUGGGCUUCCCCGUGCUGUGGUCCUUGGAUUGGUCGCAGAUCUGCCCUUCAUGCUGCUAAUUGUCACUGGUCUUCUGGUAGUGAUGAUGACGUCGUCGCCUGUGGGGGGAUCGAUAUCUCAGGGAGAAAUGAUUGGUACAAUGAUUGCGGAGGUGGGGAUAUUUGGCUUCCAUGCAAUAUGUUGCUUCUUAUCAUUCCAGCUUUAGCGCUGGAUGUCUGGAGGGAUGACCGAUCAGACACAAAGCCAGGACUUGGGGUUGCAGAUUGUUGAGACAUAACUCUGAACUUGAAGGUGUGAAGAAAGGCAAGGGAGAUAGAAAAGACUUCGCUGGAGAUUAUGGCUGUUGACAAUUACUGGAUUAUAAUUACUUGUAUCCACGUCUGUAUAUUGUUGGUCCACUGCUAGUAUUGCAUACUCCAUGUCCUAGGAGCUCUCCGUUGUGCUGUUUCAAUGUUCAGUUGCUGCUGGAAGGCUGGAAUACAUGAGCGAGGGGUAACACCCUCCCAGAGGAGAGAGGACAAUGCUUUUCUAGGUGUAUAGAAUUUGCCAUGUUUGCAGUUCUAUGUUGGGCGACUAUAUGUUUGCAAGUGGUUGGGAAUGUGGUAGUCAUCAUAGAACGUUAUGUCUGUGGCAAUCUCAUAUGUUACAUCCCUACAGUUAACUAUCUUUGUUUCUUUCUUGUGGAUAUCGAUUGGGCCAAACUCUAAUGCUUCAAUUUUGAAGUAUGCAAUGGUGAUAUUGAAUCUGUUGCCACAAAUGUCUAAAUUGAAGGGUUACCGCUGUAAA